AAAAAAAAAAAAAACAUUAAACAGUUAAAAUGGCUUCUGAAAGAUCUCCGCUGCUGAAAGAGGAUUUUAGCUCCCAAAGAUAUGGUCAAAAUCAAAGUUCAGAAGGAGUAGGACGUGAACCUACGUAUGUCGAAGUGCCUCCAAUUGGUCCCGAUGAUUUGCCUCCUCCUUACAGCCCCUCUCCUCAAGGAGUGCCGAUGGUGUCAUGCAAAGUAUGCGGUUUCAUGAUUGAUAUUACGAGCAGAAGUGACCAGCAUGUUGUCAAAUGUAGCAGUUGCAAUGAAGCUACACCAAUAAAGAGUGCACCUCCUGGAAAGAAGUAUGUGAGAUGUCCUUGUCAAUGUUUGCUUAUUUGUAAAGCUAGUUCUCAAAGGAUUUCCUGUCCCAGGAAUAACUGCAAAAGGAUACUAAAUCUUGCCCCUCUUCCUGCUAAUCCUGCACCUCCAAGUGUCCCUGGAAUGUGUCAAGUAUCAUGUGCCCAUUGUAGAAGUCUAUUUUUAUUCAAUACCUUAACGAAUGCUCUUGCAAGAUGUCCUCAUUGUCGCAAAGUAUCAUCUGUCGGCAGGCAGUUCUCCAGAAGUAGAGGAAUUAUAUUCUCUAUUAUAGCCAUUAUUAUGUUAGCAAUAGGCUUAGGAGUAACGUUAGGAACAAUAUUCACAGUAAAACAAAAUGGAGGAAUAAUAGUUGUAUAUACUGGUGCUUUUCUUCUGUCAAUUUUGUUUUUUAUUCGUGCAAUUUAUUACUUCACAAUGAAAGUUAGCAGCAUCGAAGGACCUGUUUAGUACACUGUAAUUCUGAUGCUUCAAAUCGAAGUUUUUCUACAGCAUUGACAAGAUUGUAAGCUGCACAAUUUUAAUUGGAUACUUUUGAACUACUCCAAGUGCUUUAGUUUAUAACUGUGCCAUUUCCUAAGAAUGUCCUUUAUCUUCUAAUGUAAGUUAAGAAUUGCAUGACAGUUAAUUGUUAAAUUUAAAGGGGAAAAAAAUGCUUGCAAUUUGGAGUUAUUUUUAUAAUAAAUUUGAUAUUAAGCCAUGAAGAUGUAAAGUUUUGUAAACAUAUUCCAUAAAGAGAAAAAAUGGUAACCAAUUCUUUCCACUGAAAAUCUGAAGAGAAUCUAUAUUAUUCCCUAUAGUCAUUUAUAUUAGAUUUACCUCUUCUGUGGCACUUCAUGAAUAAUUUCCUCUGAGACUGAAUUGAAUAGGCUAGUACGCAAAAGCAUAAAUCAAUGUGUAAUUGUAAACAUCGCUGAUGUGUUCGUUCUUUUUUCAAAUUUUAGAAAUCAUAAGUUAUUUUCAUAAAAGUAGUUUUGACUAUAAAUAUAGUAAUAAAACCUUAAACUCAGGCAUACUCUAAUUUCAAAUUUCAAAUUAAGUACGUUUUAGUGAAAAAAUUGCUGCCAUUUGUUCUGCAACAAAUGCUAUUAACCCAAUUCAUUGCUAGUUGAGUGCAGUAGAAUGCUUCCCUAAUACCAUGUGUGCAAAGUUGGAAAUACUAAAAUUGGAGUUAUCUAUAUUUAAUUUCUUUUAAGGUAAUACAUGAAAAAUGAGUGAUAGUUGAUUAUAAGACAUUAAUGAAAUAAAAUAAUUACAACGUUAUUACUAAUAAUAUUGUAAAUCAUUUGAAAAACAAGCAUAAUUCUCAUGAAAGUUGGGCUAGUUUUUAGAUUGAAUCCAUUUUUCAAAAACUGCAGUCAAAAAAUAAAAUGCGAUUUUGCACCAUGCAGUACCAGAGAGCAAUUAAUCUACUGUAAACCAAACACUCAUAUCUUCCAUAUAGGAACUUACCAUGUCAUGUAUAUUGUCUAGGAUGUAUAUUUGAGAUAUUUUUGACAGACAAAUGACAGGCACUUCACUAGUGCAGAAGGGGUUAAGCAUCUUAAGUCAAAUAAUGCAAGUUAUUUUUAUCAAUGUUUUACUUCAAAUCCUUUCUUUUUUCUUAUUUUAUUUAUUUAUUUAUUUUUUUGAGAAUUAUAUUAAAUUUUACUUUUAUGCUGGAAGAUCUAGAUCAAAACACAGAAAUUCUUGAUAAGAAAGAAAAUUUAUCCAUUUUAAAGGAAUUAGUCAUUUUUAAAUAUGUAUUAUAGGAUUUUCCCCCUUCUUCCUAAACCAAUUGUAGUUUUCACAUUAUGGAAAAAAUAUUUUGAUUUUUAAUGCAGUUCAAAAUUUUGAUGCCCACAUUCUUUCGUCUUGUUGGUUGACUUCACGUCUUGUGAAAAUCUAAUUAUGGGAAAUCUACAUUUAAUCAAACACACACUGACAUGAUAUCUUGAAUCAUUUACAUUAUUUGAAACCUUGAUCUGAAAACUUUUUUCUUUUCUUUCUGUAUUUAGUGUGCAAUUGCUUGAGUGCUCAGUAAGCACUCUUAAAUGUGCUAAAUCUUCUUAAGUCAAACAUUCUGGUUUAUAUUUUGUUUAUGUAAGGAAGUGGCAAGCACUUUCAAAUUUUUGCAUUGAGGUUUUGUUUAUGUGUAAAACUGCAUAAGUCAUUUGAAAAUAAACAGCAAAUCUGUUAACUUUUUCUUUUCCUAUGAAAAUAAAAAAAAAUAUUCAAUUUACAUCUCUUGAAAUUAUUAUCGGAAUCAAAUUGUUAAUAUUCAGUGUUUAUAAUUUAUAUUUAAGGAGUGGUUUCAAAUUUUGUGUGAGAGAGAGAGAGAGAGUGCAUAUUGGUAAACAAAACAAUUGCUGCACUGGGUGAAUGAGAAAUUAGAUGGGAAAUUCUCUAUUCAACUUAAUUUUAGUAAGGUGAAAAUUGAUUGCUGGGUAAAAAUAACUGAAACAAAGUUUGCGUGACGUGAAUUGAAAUUAAAAGUCGUUCAGCAGUAGCUGCAUCAUGAAAAGAUAUAUUUUUAAGGCUUGAUUGAUCAUCUUUGGUACUUCCAGCAGUUUCUUAAAUUUAGUAAUAAUGUUCCCUCAAGUAACUUUUUACGGAAAAAAUUAGAAAACUGUCAAGUAUUGGUUUAAAUUAUAGCCUGUAACAAAAAAAUAUGCUAAUUUUAUCACUUUAAAAUGAGUACAUGCAAGUUAACAAAAAACUUGAAGCUUGAGAAUAAUUUUAUUAAUAUUUAUUUAGUGUAAUUGCAGUUGUAUUGGUAAAAUUGAGUCUGGCAGAUUUACAGUCUACUCAAGGGGAUGGCAGUUGAAAACCGUAAAAGUUAUAUUUCUCCCCUCAAACUUGUCAUGUAGGGGGGGGGAAUCAAUUGCCCCCCCCCCCGAUCCUGUAAUACUACUUGCACCCUAUCGCCCCUCACGAACGUAUCGCCCUCUUGAAGUGUUAAAUCUCCCCUUCGGGGCUAUCCCCCCAGGAUUGGAAACCACUGUUCUAAGUCGUUGCAAAAUGUAUUAUCAUACCAGUAUAGUGUAGUUCAUGGAAGAAAAAGGUUGAAAGACACAUAUAGAAAUAUAAACAUUAUUAAAGUUAAAAAAAGGGGGGGGGGUGAGCUUGGGUUCAAAUUAAAAAGUGGGUAACGCUGUCCAUCCUCGACUACACUAACUGUCUAAACUUUAAAACAAAUUUUUGGAAUUUACUUGAUUGAAAUUAGUAGCGAUAGCUAGUAAUUCCUUCAAUUCUAUAUUAUUGGUUUUACAAAAUUACGGUCAGCCCCACCGCCCCCCUAAUAAAUCUGCCACUGAAUUGAAUACUUCUUUCUGUAUUUCUCUUUGUGAAAACAAGAUUUGUACCUUAGUUUUGCACUUGCAUCAUAUUUUUGAUUACAUGCUUAAUUUUGUAGAUUUUAAUAAAGUAAGCCUUUAAGAAUAUUAAUUUAUUUUUUGAGGUGGUGAGCGUAGAUUACUUUUUAACUGUGACUAUUUUCACUUAUUUAGGUGAAAGUUAUUCUAAAAGCCCCUGAUGCAUGCAUUUGUAAUUGCAAACAUGUAAUAAACACUGUAUCAAGUGUUAUAGACCGUAAAAGCGUACAAGUCCUCUUUAUUUUUUGAGCUCCUAAUAAAUAAUUCCGAUGAAAUAUAAAUUAGUUAUCAAAUAUUAAUGAACUAAUAUAUUAAAAUAAUUAUUUGAUAUGCAUUUUUUAAAUACAUUGUUGAUUAAUUUUUGCAAACAACAUAAUAAACACAACUUUUAAAGGCUAUUUUCCCACUUGAUUACAUGUCCUGGAACCACCUUUGCCUUGACCAUGUCCCUCCCCGACACACAGAUGCAAAAUAAGUGGUUUGAAAAAAUUUUACUUGUCAUGUGGAAGGUUACUUAAAACAUCUAUGUAUGAAUUUAAUCUUCUCAGCUGUUUUUAAUGUACAAUUUAGAUUGCAUUUUGCUCAAAAAAAAAAAAAAAAAAAAACAAACUCUGAAAUAAAUGGAAGCAACAUAAUUUUUCUUUCUUCCUAUUUUUGUAAAAAGAUUUGAUGCAAAUUACAUUUGUGUGUGUGCGAUGUGUGUGUUAACAUAAAGUUCAGCGCUUAAUUUGAUUUUUGUAUGAUUUUAUAUUAAAUUUGGAGGAAUCAGUGGGUUGUAUGCGACCUACAGGCCUCAGAUUGAGUAUUGUUGGUGUAGAGCAUUCUUAAGUUUCUAAACUUAAUGUGUAUGGUGCAAUCAUCUACCUACAUCAACCUCAUGGGGAAUAAAUGAGCAGUUUCCAUUUACCCCAUACUCUCUCCCCUCCCCACCUAUGAAUAUUUAUUAGCUGAAAUUCUGCUCGAUAUGUGCUCCAGUACUUACCUUCCAUUGUUGUGUCUAGUUACUGAGACUUAACUGUAUUUUUAAAAAUUGAAACUCAUUUCAGUAUAUUCUUCACUAUGCAAGGGAAAAAAAACAAUAAAAUAAAUAAAGAAUUAAGUCGUCAUCUGUUCUGUUAUGAAUUUAUUCUAUUAAUUGUAAGAGUAUUUAAAAUCAUGCAAGUUAACAAAAAACUUGAAGCUUGAGAAUAAUUUUAUUAAUAUUUAUUUAGUGUAAUUGCAGUUGUAUUGGUAAAAUUGAGUCUGGCAGAUUUACAGUCUACUCAAGGGGAUGGCAGUUGAAAACCGUAAAAGUUAUAUUUCUCCCCUCAAACUUGUCAUGUA
Molecule: messenger RNA, 5008 nt
Organism: Uloborus diversus
Lineage: Eukaryota; Metazoa; Arthropoda; Arachnida; Araneae; Uloboridae
Product: type 1 phosphatidylinositol 4,5-bisphosphate 4-phosphatase-like
Exons: 8
Coding region: 30-782 (250 amino acids)
Biological process (GO): phosphatidylinositol dephosphorylation
Cellular component (GO): late endosome membrane; phagocytic vesicle membrane; plasma membrane
Molecular function (GO): phosphatidylinositol-4,5-bisphosphate 4-phosphatase activity
Source: RefSeq, a predicted model, not a curated record